Molecule: messenger RNA, 2453 nt
Organism: Amphiprion ocellaris (clown anemonefish)
Lineage: Eukaryota; Metazoa; Chordata; Actinopteri; Pomacentridae
Product: aromatase
Exons: 9
Coding region: 716-2074 (452 amino acids)
Molecular function (GO): oxidoreductase activity, acting on paired donors, with incorporation or reduction of molecular oxygen; iron ion binding; monooxygenase activity
Source: RefSeq, a predicted model, not a curated record
AUUAUGAAAAAAAAAAUUAAUAUCAACCCAAGAGUUGUAGUAUGACCAGCAGGAGUCAGUUGCUGGCUGCAGUAAAUUUGUUGAAUAUUUGUGUCUCUUCGCUGUUUGCAGAGGUUUUGCUAUUUGCAGACGGUCCCUGUUCACUCGUAGCACAGCCGGCUGCUCAUAGACACCAAUGUUAUUCCUGCAGCUUGAAAGACAGCGACUUUUGAUUAAACUGGGCUUGUAGCACAUUGUCUAGCUUACAACGAUGGAAAAGAGGCACCGUUUAUGUUUAGACAACGUAUAUUUAAUGAGUUACUGAUGCCGGAAGUCCGAAUUUAUGAAUAUAUUUCCGACUUUACCAAACUGUUUUGUUUCCUGACGUCGUCAUAAUUCGCUGAUUUCAUGCUGUCAUUUACGAGCAUUUCACUACAAAUAACAUAAUUCUGUCUUGUCCUUUAAUAAAACCAAAUUUAAGGUAACUCUCGAAGUAUAGCCGGAGUUUUUAGGUACUGAUGAAUCUUCACCUGUUCUGCGUUUUUCAGACGUCGUUCCCGUCAGUAAUUUUCUAACUGCACACAAACUAAUGAAUCUGGAUGAACUCGAAGCCAACCUGAAGAAAACGUGGAGAGAAGUUGAAAGGUCAAGGAGGUGUGGCCAUCGAAGCAGCAAAGGAUUUUUGAAGAAAAAAAAUGUUUUAUAGGUAGACUUGUGAUGACACAGUCCUUCCUUCAUGGCAGGACUCGGCCCGAUUUUCUCCUACACACGAUUCAUCUGGACUGGAAUCGGCACAGCGAGCAACUACUACAACAACAAAUACGGCAGCAUUGUCCGGGUUUGGAUCAACGGAGAGGAGACCCUCAUUCUGAGCAGGUCGUCUGCGGUGUACCAUGUUCUGAGAAGCGCCCACUACACGUCCAGGUUUGGCAGCAAGAGAGGACUCGAGUGUGUCGGCAUGCAAGGGAGGGGGAUCAUUUUCAACAGUGACAUUCCUCUGUGGAAAAAAGUGAGGACAUAUUUCUCUAAAGCUCUGACGGGCCCCGGCCUGCAGAGGACUGUGGGAAUCUGUGUGAGCUCCACAGCCAAACACCUGGACAGCCUGCAGGACAUGACCGACUCCUCUGGACAUGUGGACGCCCUCAAUCUCCUGAGAGCCAUCGUGGUGGACAUCUCCAACAGGAUGUUCCUCAGGGUGCCACUAAACGAGAAGGACCUGCUGAUGAAAAUCCACAACUACUUUGAGACCUGGCAAACAGUUCUAAUAAAGCCUGAUAUAUUCUUCAGGAUGGGAUGGCUGUAUAACAAGCAUAAGAGAGCAGCUCAAGAGCUGCAGGAUGUGAUGGAGAGCCUGCUUGAAACGAAAAGAAAGAUCAUUAAUGAAGCCGAGAAGCUGGAUGAUGAGCUUGAUUUUGCAACGGAGCUCAUCUUCGCCCAGAACCACGGAGAGCUUUCGGCAGAUAACGUCCGGCAGUGUGUGCUGGAGAUGGUGAUUGCAGCCCCUGAUACACUUUCCAUCAGCCUCUUCUUCAUGCUGAUGCUUCUGAAACAGAACCCAGACGUAGAGCUGCGGAUAGUGGAGGAGAUGAACUCUGUCCUGAGUGAAAAAGCUGUGGAAAAGAUCGACCAUCAACGUCUGAUAGUGCUGGAGAGCUUUAUCAACGAGUCUCUGAGGUUCCAUCCUGUGGUUGAUUUCACGAUGCGUAAAGCUCUGGAAGACGACGACAUCGAAGGCACCAAAAUCAGGAAAGGAACCAACAUAAUUCUCAACAUUGGUCUCAUGCAUAAGACUGAAUUCUUCCCCAAACCAACAGAGUUCAGCCUGAUGAACUUUGAAAAAACAGUACCCAGUCGCUUUUUCCAACCCUUCGGCUGUGGGCCUCGCUCCUGCGUGGGCAAACACAUCGCCAUGGUGAUGAUGAAGGCCAUCCUGGUCACCCUGUUGUCUCGUUACACGGUGUGUCCUCGCCAAGGCUGCACCCUUGACAGCAUCAGGCAGACCAACGACCUGUCACAACAGCCCGUGGAGGACGAGCACAGCCUGGCCAUGCGCUUCAUCCCUCGAACAACACAACCUCAGCACAGUCGGCUCUGAAACACGAGGACACUUUCACAUACUGGAGGAAAACAUGUUAGUGUUGCUUAUGCUGAAGUGAGUAGCUGCCAAACUGAAGGUGGUAGACCUGCUGGAAUGUAGAUAUUAUCUAAGCCAAGAAAAAAUAUUCUUAUAUCAUGGACUAACAUUAACAUGUAAUUUGCAUUAACACGACAGAUGUUUUGCUAACUUUGACAUGACUAAACAACUUUAAACGGUUGAAGGUUCUAGCUGAUACAGAGCAUAGGAAGUGCAGUCCUCUGGCCCAUUUAUCACAAUGUAGAAGCACAAGGAUGAUAUUGGUAAAGAUUGUUUUGUUGUCUACAUGUAAAAAAAUAUUAACUAUGACUAUCAGCAUCAUAAAGGAGUCCUGACAUCC